Molecule: messenger RNA, 900 nt
Organism: Triticum turgidum subsp. durum (durum wheat)
Lineage: Eukaryota; Viridiplantae; Streptophyta; Magnoliopsida; Poales; Poaceae
Source: the annotation of a GenBank genome assembly
AUGGAGGCUCUGGACAAGGCUCGCUCUCUUGUUCUACUUCUCGCCACUCUUGCCGCCGCCAUCAACUACACAGCGGGGUUAGACCCGCCAGGUGGGCUUUGGCAGGACAACACCGGCGGACACAUGGCCGGUGACCCCAUCCUUCUCACGACCAAUCCUAGGCGAUACAAGGCCUUCUUCUACUGCAACUCGGUUGCCUUCGUGGCCUCCUUGGCGGCCAUCGUCCUAGUCCAGAAGGAGAUUCUGGUCAAGCACCACGUGCUGGAGGCAGCCAUGCUACUCGACCUGUUUGGCCUCAUUGGCGUAUAUGCCGCCGGGAGCUGCCGGGACGUGAACACCUCCAUUAACGACAUGGCUUUGGCAGGCGCCGUCCUAGCCUAUGUGGUUAUCCAUGUCAUCUUCUUCACGCUGAACUACAAGGAAAAAGAAGAAGACGACCAAGCAAAUCAGUUGCUGGAGAAAAGGCGCAAACGGUUGCUCCUCUUCGCGAUCUUGGCUGCGACCAUUACCUACCAAGCCGGCCUCACCCCUCCUGGUGGCUUCCUGCUCCAGGAUGACAAGCUUGGGCACCACGCUGGCGAUCCGGUCCUCCUGUACAACUUCCCACGCCGCUACAAGAUUUUCUUCUACUUCAACUCGGCGAGCUUCAUGUUGUCCAUCUCCCUCAUCAUACUCCUGGUGAACCCCAAUCUGUACAGGCCAGCCAUACGAAGCAAUGCACUAUCUGUUUGUACGGCGGUGGGCUUGUUUUGUUUGAUGGGGGCCUAUGCCGCUGGAAGCACCCAACACCUCAAGACAUCCAUCUACAUCUUUGUGUUGGUCGGUGUGGUCCUUCUCGUUGUAGUUGGACUGCUGCUGGUAUUUUUGAAAGCCAGAAGCACGCGAGGUGCAAAUACCUGA